Messenger RNA from Boleophthalmus pectinirostris (great blue-spotted mudskipper), 3612 nucleotides. It is a transcript of the gene alg2, whose product is annotated as ALG2 alpha-1,3/1,6-mannosyltransferase. Bases 133 to 1350 code for a protein of 405 amino acids. The transcript is spliced from 5 exons. Gene Ontology annotation, molecular function: alpha-1,3-mannosyltransferase activity; GDP-Man:Man(1)GlcNAc(2)-PP-Dol alpha-1,3-mannosyltransferase activity. The record is from RefSeq and is a predicted model, not a curated record. NCBI's taxonomy places the organism in Eukaryota, Metazoa, Chordata, Actinopteri, Gobiiformes, Gobiidae.
GCGCUGUUUUAAAUGGACAUUUGAGCCAAUAUGGCGGACAAAGCUCGCCAGUUUCUUUAAAUCGUGUGUUGAUAAAGCGCAGGAUAGGCGAGUCUUAUCAGUAGUGAGAGAAGUAUUCAAGAGAACCAAAGGAUGGUGCGAGUGGUGUUUCUUCAUCCAGACCUGGGCAUUGGUGGGGCAGAGAGACUGGUGGUGGAUGCAGCCGUGGCUUUGAAAUCUCAAGGAUGUAGUGUUCAAAUAUGGACUGCACAUUAUGACCCCACUCACUGCUUCUCUGAGACUCUUGACCCAGACCUGCCUGUGGUCUGUGUUGGUGAUUGGCUGCCUACGAGUUUGUGCGGUUAUCUGCAUGCUCUCUGCGCCUACCUAAGAAUGAUUUAUGUAGCAUUAUAUUUGGUCUUCUUCAGCGGACUGGAGUAUGAUGUUGUCUUCUGCGAUCAGGUGUCUGUGUGUAUCCCAGUGUUGAGACUUUCACGUCACAGGAAAAAGGUUCUGUUCUAUUGUCACUUCCCAGACCAGCUACUGACACAAAGAAAGACCGCUCUAAAGAAAAUGUAUCGUGCUCCUAUUGACUGGCUGGAGGAACGGACCACUGGUAUGGCUGACAUGAUCCUGGUAAACAGUCAGUUCACUGCGGGCGUGUUCAGAGACACGUUCAGGAGUCUAAGUGGAGUCCAGACAGACGUGCUGUACCCCUCUCUGAACACCAGCACCUUUGACCGGCCUAGCUCACAGGAGUGUGGCCUGGGGGGUCUGCUUCCUGAGGGCACCUCCUGCAUGUUCCUCUCUCUGAACAGAUACGAGCGCAAGAAGAACCUGGGCCUGGCUCUGGAGGCCCUGUCUGCUCUGAGGAGCAGAUUGCCCAGAGAGCAGGCGGCUGGCGUCCACCUGGUGGUAGCAGGAGGCUAUGACGAUCGUGUCACAGAGAACGUGCAGCAUUACAAUGAGCUGAAGGACCUGGCAGAGCAGAUCCACUUGGAGGGCUGUGUCACCUUCCUGCGCUCCCCCUCGGACUCCAUGAAGGUGGCGCUGCUGCGGGCCAGCACAGCUGUGCUGUACACCCCGAGCAGAGAACAUUUUGGGAUUGUUCCAGUGGAGGCCAUGUACUGCUGCUGCCCUGUUAUCGCAGUGAACUCUGGGGGUCCCCUGGAGAGCGUGGCUGAUGGGGUGACAGGCUUCCUGUGUGAGCCCACAGCAGAGGCCUUCUCUGCAGCUAUGGAGCGGCUUGUCAAAGACCCCCACCUCCGCAAAGACAUGGGACAGGCCGGAAGGACCAGGGUGCAAGACAAGUUCUCUCUGGAGGCCUUCUCAGCCCAGCUGCACGGAUACAUCCUCAGACUAAGCCAAUAACAUCUGCUCUUUUUAUACUGGCAACUGAAAACCAUACAAUGUGAAGGAGAAAGCAAAUGAAUAUAUUAUAAAAUGGACCCUUCUCACAUCUAGAAUGAAUUCAUCUGGAUGAAAAGUGUGUAGAGAAAAUGGACCUGGGAAGUUGGACUAGUAUUCAGUUCUUGUCAGAUUAAAUCAUGCAAAUGGACUGGCAUAGAAAUAAUCCACACUUAUUUAACAUUAAGGUCCACAGGGCUUAGUAUUGAAUCUGUCUUUGUCAUUGUCUGCUGUAUGUUGUCAUUGGUUAGACAUAGUUACUCAGAGUCACACUGUGCCCAGGAGCCUUCACUAUUAACAUAUAUGAUGUUAAUAUUCCCUAAAUGUAGAGGCUGCAUAUGUGUGUGUGCGCAGAAAUUGUAUGGAGUGUGCGUGUCUGUGUGGGGAGGGGAAAUGUGAGGACUUCUCACACAAUUAAUCAGCAUUCCCCUGGAGGGGUUGCUGCGAGGCUAAAAAGGAUGGAAUCUCUCUACCAAUUAAGAAAAGAGUAACGAGUUUAAAAAAUACCACCCCUGCAAGUGUGUCCACGAGGCUGCUGCAGAAAGAUCCGGACAAAUGAGCCAAAAGGAUUGAUUGUGAGCAUAAAAUGUUGUGCUCCGAGUGUUUUCUUCUUUGCUGUGCUAUUUGUCGGUGUCUGGGACUGAACAGGAAUGUAGUUAGCCCCCCAUGCCGUCACAGGCCACCAUCCCAAAUCGAUAAACGGGAUGCUCCCUGUUUAGGCGGUCGGACUUGGGGCUUUGUUGGCGAUGUGGAGCUCUGGCCUGGCCGUGACUCCUGUGGCCGAGCGGACGUUAUUAGCCGAUGAUGGAGAGAGUUUGUGCUAUUAGAGGCCUGCUGAUAUCCAGUGCUGUGUCUGGGUCAUUAUCAAACAGAAGAAUAGCAUAAGGUCAUUGUGUCUGUGUACUGCUCUUCUCAGCGCUGCUACUGUAUAGAAACAUUCGUAUUGACAUUCCAGAAGUCCUAAUAAACAAGAGGACACAUACUUUCCUAACUUUGCUUUGUUGAUCACGCUUUUGGCAUUUAUUAGAGUUGGUGGUACAUUUUGUACACAUUGAUAAUGCCUUGCUAUACUUUUCCACUCAUUUAAGAAGUUUGGUAAGGGAUUAGGAAACACAGCUGGAAUAAGUUUUUUAUUUUGCUGAAGAAAAAGAAGAAGAAGUAGAAAAGUUACUGAGUCAAAAUCAUUAUAGCCCUGCUUCAGCGCGUUGUUGGAUUAUCAUUUGCAGGGUCUGAGUCGUGUCCGCGUUGGCCUUGCUGUUUGGCUUCAAGGAAAUCUAAAUUGGGGGAUAAUAGAAAAAUGGAAUUACAGUUAAGUGAAUUACAACUUUAUUAAUAGGCAAUACUGUACAGAAGUCAAAGACAGAUUUUGAGAGACUGAAAAUGAAAGAGACCAAAAAAAGCUAUGAGCAUCUGGGAAAAAAAAUGUUUUAUUAGCUCAACCUGAAGCCCUCAAAAGUACAGACCACUGCCAAGGUAUUAGUCCCAACUUUAGGGUAGUGCAAUUAAUGAAAUAUAUGAUGUGAUUUCAAUUAUUCCUCUAUUCUAUUACAAAAAUGGUGUCAUCUAAAAUGCAAUUAAUUCACUUCUGUUAAUUGAUAUAUGCGCUUGUUCUACCCUACAACAUAGGUCUAUACUUUGUCUGCAGGUUCAUUUUAACUGACAUUGUGUGAAAUAUUUCAGAUUUUUUUUUUUGCAGCUCUACCCAUCUUCCCCUUUGUUUUUGCCUUUGGACUCAGACUUUAAUUUUAUUGUCUGGGGGUAAAUGUUCACUCUUUUUCGAUAUCAUGCAGAGGAAAAGUAUGUUUGAUUGCUAUUUCAAUGUUUUACAUAAUGUCUCAAACAAUCACAUUUUUAAAUAUGUGUUUGGACCCACCUGGUUUCCCACAGCUUGGCCAUAGCGGACGAAUGUAGCAAAGUGCUCACUGUUGAACUUGACCAUGUCGUAGUUGAACUCCUGAUGGUGAAAUGUGUGGCAGCGGUACAGGAUUUCGUCCAGAGUGGAGGGGGCCAGGUUGUGCUUGUUGUUAUUGACUCGAAUGGUAGUGCCUGGAGGAACUCUGAUCUCAGAUAUCUUCUGUGUACAAAUCCUUGUCUUCUUCAGUAUACUCCCAGAUUUUGACUUGGGGAUCAGUAUCUUGAUUAGACUGCGACAGGCUUUUUGUGUUGUGUUCUCAUCUUUAAUGUGAAAAAAAAUUAAAAUUGUUAUAAAUAAAAAUGAUGAUGCAA